GUCCAUAUCUGGGCAGUCAAACCCGAGCCAAAAUUGCGAUGGACUUGUAAGAGUAAGAGCAGCUUUUUUUGUUGGUCUGGAUUAAAAAAAGUCGUCGCCGGAGAAAAGAGGCACAUAAAAUAAAAACCAACCAACCCCAUUUAACCCAAAUCAAACCAAGCAACCAUCUAUUAUUUUCACGUUCUCUCUUUCCAUUCACUCAUUCAUUCAAUUCAUGAAUUGUCAGCGGCGUUGUUAUUUCUUUGUUCCCUAAUAUUACAUAAAUAAUAAUAUACUCAAUUUAAUAUCAAUAGACAAUAAUAGUGUUUUUUUUAAUAAUAUAAGAAGAAACUGGAAAAAAAAAAAAAAACCCAAUGACCAAAAUCCCUUUUUAUUCUUUACUUUAACUUGGUAGCAGUUGUAGUAGAUUACAGACUGCUGUCAAUUCUCAUCAAUUACUACUCACCACCAUAGAGAGAGAUGACAGUGUUUUAUCGCUGCAGCUAAUGCUUCUGCUUCUUCUUCUUCUUCUUCUGCAGUUUUUCUUCUUCUUUUUUUUUUUGGGUUGAGCAGUGAGCAUUAGCAAACAACCUUCUUGAAUCUUGACCCAAACAAAGCUUCAAUCUUUUUCUUUUCUUUUUUUCGCUUCAUACAACUAGAAAGUAAAAUCCUGCCCACCAUUUCUUUCUCUCGCUCUCUCUCUCUCUCCUUUUUGUUUUUUUUUUUUUUUUUUCCCGUUUUGUCAACUGAAGAAACUGGUAGAGAACCAGAAGAGAAAGAGGAGCACAGGAAAGGGGGGAACAAAGGAAAGAGAUUUCAAGAAAGGGAAAAAAAGAAAAACAAAGGAAAACCCCUUUAAUUUUUUCGUAACGAGAAUCAAAUCAAAAGGUAAUAAUAAGUCGUCUUCUUCUUUUCUUUGUUUAGUCUUUUGUGUUUCUCACCUUAUGUUUGUUUUUUUGGGUUUGUGCCUCUUCCUUGUGGCCGUGGAACACAAAAAGAGCAAAAAAAAAAAAAUGUAUAUUCUGCUUCUGCCGCUUUUGAAUCAAGAAUCCAUUUAUUUUCUGUAUGUAUAAUUGAGCAGUGCUUUAUUCAGGGGCGCAGGGUUUUUUAUAUGUUGUUUCCUACGAAUGUGAGGUUUCUUUUGGAGUUCAAUGAAGGUUAAGUGGAGAUGGUGGAUCGCCGGAGCAAAGUGGUUUUGUUGUGCUUUGUGUAUUUGUCCUUACUUUUCAACUUUUCAUUAGAGCAAACGCAGCAUUUGUUGAAUUCUCGGGUUGAGCGGUUGGCGUUACUAAGGUUGAGAUCUUCUUUGGGUUUGAGGGCCAAAGAAUGGCCUAUCAAGUCUGACCCUUGUACACUCUGGGCUGGUAUUCAAUGCCAGAAUGGCCGUGUUGUUGGGAUCAACAUUUCUGGGUUUAAGCGUACCCGAAUUGGUGGUGAAAACCCUCAGUUUUCAGUGGAUGCUCUUCAGAAUUUUACCUUAUUGGCUUCAUUUAAUGCCUCUAAUUUCGCACUCCCGGGUUCAAUUCCUGAGUGGUUUGGCACAGGGCUCCCUUCUCUUCAGGUGCUUGAUCUCAGGUCCUGUUCAAUUUUCGGUACUAUUCCUUCAACUCUGGGCAAUUUGACUAACUUACGGAGUUUGUACUUGUCUCAUAAUGGUCUUACUGGCAUAGUUCCAUCAAGUUUGGGUCAGUUGUUGAAUCUCCAGAUUCUUGAUCUUUCCAAGAAUUCCUUAACUGGGACCAUUCCCGUGUCAUUUGUUGGUCUCGGUAAUCUUACUUUGCUGGAUAUGUCUGUGAAUUACUUGACUGGGGGCAUCCCUUCUGGAAUUGGAAGUUUAUCUAGAUUGCAAUCGUUGAAUAUUUCUGGGAAUAGUUUGUCUUCUUCAAUACCGGCUCAACUCGGUGAUCUAUCUAAUCUGGUUGACCUUGAUCUCGGAUCCAAUUCUCUAGCUGGGCCAGUGCCUUCCGACCUGAGAGGUUUGAGGAAUUUGCAGAGAUUUCUCAUUGGGAAGAAUUCGCUCUCGGAGUCAUUGCCGGCAAAUUUGUUUCCUCCUUUGAACAAGUUGCAGGUUGUGAAUCUGAGUCAUAAUGCUUUUACAGGCGAGCUUCCUGCUGUAUUGUGGUCAUUGUCUCAAUUACAAUCCCUAGAUGUCUCUGGAAAUAACUUCACCGGUACACUGCCUACUGUUAGUUUGAAUGCUAAUGCUUCAACUGCUGCGUUAAACAUAUCUGAUAAUAUGUUUUAUGGAGGUAUCAGUUCUGUGAUUAGACGGUUUAGUUUUGCUGAUAUGUCUGGGAAUUACUUUCAAGGUCAGGUUCCAGAUUAUGCCCAAAACAAGGUUCAAGUUGUUGAGAAUUGUCUACAAAAUGUUACUAAUCAGAGGAGUGGGGGAGAAUGCUCGUCAUUCUAUGCAGGGAAGGGUUUAACAUUUGAUAAUUUUGGGUUGACAAAUACCACUCAGUCUCCUCCUUCUCAGAAGAAGAGCCGGAGGACUAAAAUCAUAUUGGCCGCUGUACUGGGAGGUGUUGUGGCUAUUCUGCUUUUGGUGGUUCUGAUCGUGCUCCUGAUGGUAUGCACCCGCAAGAGGGGGUCAACCAAUCAAAGAGGCAUCGGUGUGGGACCUGCUCCUCCAGGUGCAAGCCCUCCAUCACCUGGAAUGCCAUUAAACCUUUCCAGUCUAGGAGAUGCAUUUACAUAUGAGCAGAUACUGCUUGCCACAGGUGAAUUUGGUGAUGAAAAUCUCAUCAAACAUGGUCACUCAGGUGAUCUUUUCCGAGGCCUUCUGGAAGGAGGAAUUCCUGUGGUUGUAAAAAAAAUGGAUUUGCAGUCUGUCAAGAAAGAAACAUGCAUGUUGGAACUUGACUUCUUCAGCAAGGUUUCUCAUCCCAGAAUAGUACCUCUUCUGGGGCAUUGCUUGGAGAAUGAGAAUGAGAAAUUUCUGGUUUACAAAUUCAUGCCUAAUGGGGACUUGUCAAGUUCUUUAUUUAGAAAAACUGAUUCGGAUGAUGACAGUUUGCAGUCACUUGAUUGGAUAACUAGACUAAAAAUUGCGAUUGGAGCAGCAGAAGCUCUGUCUUAUCUGCAUCAUGAAUGUUCCCCACCCUUUGUUCACAGAGAUGUGCAAGCUAGUAGCAUUCUCCUUGAUGAUAAAUUUGAAGUGCGGUUAGGGAGCUUAACCGAGGUCUGUGCUCAAGAAGGGGAUGGUCAUCAAAACAGAAUCAGCAGAUUGCUGCGCUUGCAACAGACAUCUGAACCCAGCACCUCUGGUACUGCCAAUGCUACAUGUGCCUAUGAUGUGUAUUGCUUUGGAAAGGUUUUGCUUGAGCUUGUCACAGGCAAGCUUGGUAUCAGUGCAUCCAACGAUGCUUCAUCAAAAGAUUGGUUGGAGCAGACGCUACCUUACAUCAAUAUAUAUGACAAGGACGGAGUAACGAAAAUUAUAGACCCAUCUUUAAUAAUAGAUGAAGAUCUACUAGAAGAAGUAUGGGCAAUGGCAGUUGUUGCUAAGUCUUGCCUUAACCCCAAGCCUGCAAGACGUCCCCUCAUGAGAUAUAUACUUAAAGCACUGGAAAAUCCUCUAAAAGUUGUAAGGGAGGAGCACACUAGCUCAGCAAGGCUUCGGGCAACUUCUUCUAGAAGCUCAUGGAAUGCUGCUCUAUUUGGCAGCUGGCGAAGCUCAUCAGAUGUAGCAAAUGUACCAGUGGCACCUGCUAACAAAUUGGAAGGCGGCAGUAGCUUUAAACAGUCGGGAACGACGGGUUCUCAGGGAAGUGGUCAUAAUGGUGACGGGGCUCAUUCAUCCUCAACCCGGCGGCACUCCAAGGAGAUCUUUCCUGAACCAAUGGAAGAAUUGCCAGAUGUAAACAGACCCAUUGAGGAUUAGGACAGGUGAAUUUUGAUAUAUUCUUUGUUAAUAAUAGAGGGAGGCUCUUCAUUUGAUGAGUCCCUUGCUUCUCAGUACAGCUGAACAUUCCUCCUCCAAGUGGGGGUUCUAGGGCGCUGUCAAGCCAGUUUCUUCUAAACUUGGGGGUUUUGAAAUGAUGUACAGCUUCAUUAGAGGUGAGUGGAUGGUGAGAUUUAAGGGAGUUGGCUUGUUUAUUAGCAGGAAAGCAAUACCAAAAUUGCAAGGGUUUUGACUUUGAAAAGUUUUACUGGAGAGCGAGAGAGAUAGUGAGAGACAUACAGAGAAAGUUUAGCCCAGAAAAGAAAAAAAAAAGAAAAUUCUUCUUCUUCCAUUUGUUUUGAGCUUGUUUUUGUGGUGGAAACAAGCUACAUUCUUUCUGUAAUUGGUCUUCUUCUUGAUUAGUCUUCUUGUGGAAUGUAAAUGAAAAAGGCUCCACCUCCUUCCAAAAGAUGGAAGGUGUCAAAAGGCAUUAUUUUCUUCGUUAUCAUUUUUAGUAAUAUUUUUGGAAUCGAUUGUUCGUUUGUAUCUUUCCUUUGAGUCCAGAAGAGUUGCUACAUUGAUAGAGA
Molecule: messenger RNA, 4449 nt
Organism: Oldenlandia corymbosa var. corymbosa
Lineage: Eukaryota; Viridiplantae; Streptophyta; Magnoliopsida; Gentianales; Rubiaceae
Source: the annotation of a GenBank genome assembly